This is a messenger RNA of Anthonomus grandis grandis, 1982 nucleotides long. RefSeq lists its product as uncharacterized. Gene Ontology annotation, biological process: regulation of transcription by RNA polymerase II. Gene Ontology annotation, cellular component: nucleus. NCBI's taxonomy places the organism in Eukaryota, Metazoa, Arthropoda, Insecta, Coleoptera, Curculionidae. The record is from RefSeq and is a predicted model, not a curated record. Gene Ontology annotation, molecular function: DNA-binding transcription factor activity, RNA polymerase II-specific; RNA polymerase II cis-regulatory region sequence-specific DNA binding. The transcript is spliced from 6 exons. The coding region runs from base 334 to 1287 and encodes 317 amino acids.
AAGCUGAACACUGAACAGUGAACACCAGCAUUCAUUAUUCGUUCGACCGUACAUACGGUGACUACGAGACGAUAAAAAGUUCAUAUUCCGGUGCUCCGGGGGUUUCGCGCUUUCAGUCACUCGAUUCCGGUUAAGCGAACGCGCUUUUGCCGCUUUACCGUAAAAAAAAACAUAAUAUAUAUUAAAAAACGCGCGUUUUCAUAAUUUUUUAAUUUGUUUUUGUGUUGACAUAUUUGUUUCCGGAGUGGUGACUUUUUGGGACAGGAUUAUGUGGUGUUAGGGUUGGUUUAUUGGACCGUUUCCGGAUAAUUGAAAGGAAAAGAAAAAUCAGCCAUGAACCAAACGGAAGGUUACAUCUAUACCCCGGCGUAUGUACCGAUUGAAAAAAGAAUGUCACACUUGUCAGUAUCUUCGAAAAAUACUGAAACAAGAAGCACGUCUCCUGAUUCUGGUAUGGAGAAUAUAUCACAGAAGUUUGAUUCUUAUCAGGAGUUUUUGUACAGGAAUCAGCUGAGAAGGAGAUUAUCAUCCACAGGAGAAAACAGUGGAGAUUCAAGCAUCGCAGGCUCAGGCAGCAGCUAUGGAGAACACAGCAGCGAAGGGAGCGAGGGUAGAGCCGAAAGCGAAGCCUCAGAGUCACAAGACAGAAAACCUUUGGAGGGACAUAUCAACGAUAUGGAGCGUCAAAAAGUCGAAACGUUCUUUAGAGGACUUAAAACACAAGUUUUCGUUAGUAACUCUCUAGCGAACUUGUAUACAAAGGGGCCCAACGAUCAGGACUGGCAGCUGAAAUACACCGGCAUCCCCGUUGUUAUUCUCGAUUGUGGAGAAUCCAGGGCGCGAGACAAACGACGAAUACAAAUUGCUCUGGCAGAAAGAGGUACCUGUUUUAUGUUAUGGUCGGACACAAUAGACAAUCUCUCCUCGUACAAAAUGGACGGAGCCUCUUUCCAUACAAUGCGAUAUUCAUGCGACCAUACAAUGGAAGUUGGAUUCAGUUUUGACACCAAAACCGCUGCGGAGGAAAUGUGGGGACACAUCGAAAAGUUGGUGGCGUGUCCGGAGAAUAUCUCACUAAGCACCCCCGGCAAAAAGAAGAAGAAGAAAGAGAAAAAAGAAAAACCCGCUCCUUUACCUAGUAAAAACCACAUUUCUCAGCCAUGCUGUUUCCAGCACAUCACCUCCGUAGACAAGGAGGAUACGGAGAGGUACUACUCCCUCAAGGAACUUCUUCCCAGGACACCUGGAGUACUAAAUCCCAGAAUACAUCAGCUGGACGAUUCUUAAAUGGGGCAUCUAUUUAUUCAGCUUGUAGUACCUAAAGAAUCUUGUAUAUAUUGACUGAAAAAAGAAUGAAUUUAGUACAUGGUAAGGCUAUGUAAUGCGUCUAGUGUAGUGUUAAAAUAUAGUUUUACAUUUUAUAGGUUAGGCAUCCUUAUAUAACAGAGUUUACUAAAAUAUCGAAACCAAACAUUUCUUAUGAGAACCUUUAUAUUUUGUAAUAAUAUUUUAAAUACCUAAUGUAGGUUAUAAGUGUUUCUAGACCUAUACUAAAUAAAUAUUACAACCCAUUGGUAAAAAAGUCACUUUGCAUUAAUAUUUUUUUGGUGUAAGAAAGUGAUACUUUUGCCAAAAAUAUCUAUUAGAAAAUCCCCUUUUUAGCAGUGGUUUUAAAAUAAAGAAAUGUUUUGCUUCUGAUCUGUGAUAAUUUUUUUUUCUUUUAUUUAGUACUAAUUUGUUUUAGGUGUAGCUUAGGCUUUAAGACAGUUAAAUUAAAAUUGUAAAUUAAAUAUAAAAAAUUAUUUAAUAAGCUUUUAUAUUAUAUUUCUUAUAUAAUAGAGUUCAUAUGGUAGAGUUUUCAAUAAUAUAUAUGUUGCUGUUGAACGUGAGGGACCCAAUGCAACCUUAAUAAAACUGUAGUAGAGCAUUUUAUACUAUUUAAUAUAUUAAUAUAAUUAUGUAAUAAAAAUCUUGCGAUUUAA